AUGUUUUAUAUUUUUUCUUACAUUUUACAUGUCUGUUACAUUAAGGACUAUACACUUCAAGCAAGUGAAGAGGAAGUUUUACAUAAUACUCACAAUUCUGAUCCUUUGGAAUUAUAUAAAACAGCGGAGCCGGUAGACAGUGAAGGCCACGGACCUUACGUUCCAGGUUCAGCGACAGAACCAGACAAACGCCACGAAAGCUAUGAUCUUUUAGUGAAAGACGCGGUUGAAAAAAUUCACGGCCCUCAGGAAGAACCAAAUGAAAAAUUUUGGCGUAAAGUUGCCGAAAAUGCGAAACAUGUAAAGGACAUGAAAGAAACCAAAAGACCCUUAACAUUGCCCCAUGUAAAUGUUACGCAAAAUUUUAGUUUUGCUAAAAAUAUGCAUGCUGGUAAUCUUGAACACCAACCCUUGCCAGAUACCUUGGGCUAUAGACAUUUAACUAAGGUGGGCGAACAUCGUGAUUCAGAUAUCGUUGUCAAACCUUAUGCGAUAGGUUGGAAAGGAUAUGGUGCAUCUGGUCCGACGUGUUGCACGAAAAUGCGUGUACACAGACCAAAAACGUGUGACCCCAAAAAGCCUGAAACGGAAGAACGCAAGCAACGCCCAGCAACAUCAUUUGACCUAGGCGGACAGUACAAAAAGCCAUUAUCCCUCAUGGACUUGGCCAUAUGCUGGGAUUUCAAAACUGACGAUCACCGAGAACCAAAACCCCCGAAGCACAUAGAUGGCUCAAAUGGCUCCACGGCACCGGCAGUUUUUACAAUGGUCCACACCCCGAAGGACGAACAGGAAUAUAUAACUGGCCAUUCACAAUCAAUUUUUAACCAGAAUCGUAAUGGACAAGAUGUUGGCCGUCACAGUGUACCACAUUUUGAAAAAGACAUGACGAAAGAAAAGAGGAAGGAUGCAUGCGAUUUACAAAAUUGUCCACAACAUACAUAUAAUGGUAAAGAGUCCAGAUCCAAGUCUUCUAGUAGGAAAAGCUCGGCACAGUCAUCGAAAGAUGGAAAAUGUGAUGGUGUAAAUGGAUGCGGUACUGUUUCGUCUUCCAAGAACUCAAGCCGUGAUUACAAACCCGAUAAAUACGUAAAAGAAACUAGCAACAACCGUGGAAGUCGACGUAUUAACAGCUUAGAAUCGUAUACCAAAACUCCUCUGGCACAGGGGAAAUUGCACCAAAGUUCCCCGAAUGAAUCUCAAAUAUCCCAUUCACCAAAAGACAGUAUAUCAUCUAACAAUAACGGGAAGCAUCGUCAUUGUUAUUCCUGUGGCGGCGAUAAAGUUGCGAAAGAAAUAAAGCAGAAAGAAGACUAUAAGUUCGCAUUUAAAGCUGGCAAUCCCAACUCAAUUCAAAGCACAAACUCCAACGAUUCCAAAGGAGUUAAGAUGCCAAAAAUGCGUCAUCCAUAUACAAAGAAAUCAUAUACCAUUCCCACUUUGGCACCACCAUUUAGUAUUUGGCGCGAUGCGAAUGCUACUGGCUAUCCUGAACAUUGGAGAUUAGCCAGUGUUUAUCAACAUGCUUAUAAGCCACCAGAACAAAGACGAAAACCUCUUAUUAAUAGUGUAUAUCAGUAAUGUUGGGACCAAAAUAAAAAACUUUAGAUAUAA
This is a messenger RNA of Pieris napi, 1614 nucleotides long. RefSeq lists its product as uncharacterized. NCBI's taxonomy places the organism in Eukaryota, Metazoa, Arthropoda, Insecta, Lepidoptera, Pieridae. Bases 1 to 1581 code for a protein of 526 amino acids. The record is from RefSeq and is a predicted model, not a curated record. The transcript has a single exon.